Molecule: messenger RNA, 1317 nt
Organism: Fonsecaea pedrosoi CBS 271.37
Lineage: Eukaryota; Fungi; Ascomycota; Eurotiomycetes; Chaetothyriales; Herpotrichiellaceae
Exons: 2
Coding region: 1-1317 (438 amino acids)
Source: RefSeq, a predicted model, not a curated record
AUGGAUAGUGCCCAGAACCUGCCGGAGAAACUGUCGCCAGUUGAUACGUCGACGACUACUCGUGACUCGGAUCAAGGCCUUCCAGCGCUUAAAGACUACCUGGGCCACGAGUUUGAUAUCAACAAUCUACGACAAAUUCUACCCCAAAAACCACGUCCUUUCAUACCGGGCCUGUUUGUACCGGGGAUCUCGGUCCUCUAUCUUGACGGCCUACCCAUUCGAACCUACAAUAUUUGCGGUAUAUCAUACAACAUGCAGCAACCUCCUAACGAGACGAGGAGCUCCGUCAGUAGGUUCACCAUCGACAGGAGGUGCAUCAAAUACUCGCUAGAAGUCGUGCAACAGCCAGAAAAAGCUCGAGCAUGUGGAUCUGGACCCAGAUCAUCAAAUGACCGGAGACCAGUAGACCCACCUCCGGUCGUUGAACUGAAGGUGUUUAUCAAUGAUGUCGACACCACGAUGCAGUAUGAUGCCACCUUCAUGCUCUAUGCCAGUUUGGAAGUUGCUCGGCCGAUAGCAGGGGGUAAAAUGCACGUCCCGCCCGCUAUUCCCGUAUUGGCCGGUGUCACAAUAGCCAGUGCCGCUUAUCUGGAAAAGCCGAAACGAGCCGCCUACUUCAUCUUUCCAGAUCUAUCCGUCAGACACGAAGGCUGGUAUCGGCUGAGGUUCUCACUGUUCGAGGGGGUGAAACACGACCAGGAUGCCGAUAUCGGAAAGCCGUUUAACCGCACCGAGAGGGACGGGGAUAACUUGACGGCGCCUGUCCGUCACGAAGGCGUCUUCAAUCGGAUGGAAGUCCUGUCCACUCCAUUCCAGGUCUACAGCGCCAAGAAAUUCCCAGGACUCAAUCAGAGCACGGCUCUAAGUAUGAUGGUCGCCGACCAAGGCUGCAGAGUCAGGAUUCGGAGAGACGUCCGGCAGAGAAAGCGACGUCAGAAGUCUGGAGGCGAAGGCGAUGACGCUCCGAGCUCCUACCAAGGCACUCCCCAACCCACCUAUCGCAACCUCGACCACUCCAGAUCAGUCAGUCGCAAUAGCAUUGGCACACAGCACGAGAAUGAGUUACAAAAUCGAGAUCCCGCCGAAGCCCUCUGGGCUCGCCAGGACGCUGCAAUGCGGGCGCGACUGUUGGCUUCCAACCACUCGUCGAUAGCGGCACCUAGUGCAGUACUACCUUCACCUACCACAUCGAUGCCCCCACCUCCUGUAUACAAUCCAGCUCCUGCACGAAGGCCAUCAUUCGACAAUCGGCCUAAGCCAAUGCUCACUAUGCCGAUCCCCCGACCCUCGCAGCCUUCCUCUGCUUUGCCCAACUAG